Molecule: messenger RNA, 4912 nt
Organism: Galeopterus variegatus (Sunda flying lemur)
Lineage: Eukaryota; Metazoa; Chordata; Mammalia; Dermoptera; Cynocephalidae
Gene: PHLPP1
Product: PH domain and leucine rich repeat protein phosphatase 1
Exons: 17
Coding region: 287-3916 (1209 amino acids)
Molecular function (GO): protein binding
Source: RefSeq, a predicted model, not a curated record
UCCGCCUCGACAGCAGCAGAAAGCCCCGAGGGGCGUCGAUGGCCCGGCAGGGGCCGCCCGCGACGACCCUCGGGGGCAGAAGGCUGCGGCCCCGGGCGGCCCCCAGUCGCCCCCCGGGAGGAGCGGAGAGACUGCGGAGAAAGCGCCCCCGCUGCCCACCCUGUACGUGCAGCUCCAUGGAGAGACCACCCGGCGCUUGGAGGCGGACGAGAAGCCGUUGCAGAUCCAAAAUGACUACCUCUUCCAGCUGGGAUUUGGGGAGCUGUGGAGGGUGCAGGAGGAAGGCAUGGACUCGGAGAUUGGCUGCCUCAUCCGCUUCUAUGCAGGAAAACCUCACAGCACCAUUAGCUCUGAACGGAUUCAACUCUCAGGAAUGUAUAAUGUCCGUAAAGGCAAAAUGCAGUUGCCAGUGAACCGAUGGACGAGACGCCAAGUCAUCUUGUGUGGGACCUGCCUGAUAGUGUCAUCUGUGAAAGACAGCUUGACUGGAAAGAUGCAUGUUCUGCCACUAAUUGGUGGAAAAGUAGAAGAAGUGAAAAAGCACCAGCACUGUUUAGCAUUUAGCUCCUCUGGACCUCAAAGCCAGACUUACUACAUUUGCUUUGAUACUUUCACAGAGUACUUACGGUGGCUGCGACAAGUCUCCAAGGUUGCAUCUCAGCGCAUUAGCUCAGUGGACCUCUCGUGUUGUAGCCUGGAACAUCUGCCUGCCAAUCUCUUCUACAGCCAAGACCUCACUCAUCUCAAUUUGAAACAAAACUUCCUAAGGCAAAACCCCAGCCUUCCAGCUGCCAGAGGGCUCAAUGAACUGCAAAGGUUCACCAAGCUGAAGAGUCUUAACCUUUCCAAUAAUCAUUUAGGGGACUUUCCAUUAGCAGUCUGCAGUAUUCCAACUCUGGUCGAGCUGAAUGUGUCCUGCAAUGCCCUGAGAACAGUCCCAGCCACCGUUGGGACUAUGCACAAUUUGCAAACAUUUUUGUUGGAUGGAAACUUUCUCGAGUCCCUUCCUGCUGAGUUGGAGAACAUGCAUCAGCUUAGUUAUCUCGGUCUUUCUUUCAAUGAGUUCACUCACAUUCCAGAGGUAUUGGAAAAAUUGACUGCUGUGGAUAAACUUUGUAUGUCUGGAAACUGUAUGGAGACCCUUAGGCUACAGGCUUUAAGAAGAAUGCCUCAUAUUAAACAUGUGGAUCUAAGAUUGAACAUGAUUAGGAAGCUAAUAGCAGAUGAAGAGGACUUUCUGCGGCAUGUCACUCAGCUUGACCUACGAGACAAUAAACUUGGUGAUCUAGAUGUUAUGAUUUUCAACAACAUUGAAGUUUUACACUGUGAAAGGAAUCAAUUGGUGACAUUAAACAUCUGUGGCUAUUUCCUAAAAGCUCUCUAUGCUUCUUCUAAUGAACUUGUUCAACUUGAUGUUUACCCAGUUCCGAAUUAUCUGUCCUACAUGGAUGUUUCAAGGAACUGCCUAGAAAAUGUGCCUGAGUGGGUAUGUGAAAGCCGAAAGCUAGAAGUUUUAGAUAUUGGCCAUAAUCAAAUAUGUGAACUUCCUGCCCGGUUAUUUUGUAAUAAUAGUCUCCGGAAACUACUGGCAGGACACAAUCAGUUGGCAAGGCUCCCAGACAGGCUGGAAAGGACCUCGGUGGAGGUCUUGGAUGUACAGCACAACCAGCUCCUGGAGCUGCCACCUCACCUUCUGAUGAAGGCUGACAGCCUGAGAUUCCUGAAUGCAUCUGCAAACAAACUGGAAACCCUCCCUCCAGCCACACUUUCCGAAGAGACAAACAGUAUCUUACAAGAGUUGUAUUUGACAAAUAACAGCCUCACAGAUAAGUGUGUGCCCUUGUUAACAGGACAUCCUCAUCUGAAGAUCCUUCACAUGGCGUAUAACCGACUUCAGAGUUUUCCAGCAAGUAAAAUGGCAAAACUGGAAGAACUUGAAGAAAUUGAUAUCAGUGGGAAUAAACUGAAAGCCAUCCCAACAACUAUCAUGAAUUGCAGACGCAUGCACACCGUUAUUGCUCAUUCCAAUUGCAUUGAAGUCUUUCCUGAAGUCAUGCAGCUCCCAGAAGUCAAGUGCGUGGACCUGAGCUGUAAUGAGCUAAGCGAAGUCACUUUACCAGAAAACCUGCCUCCCAAACUGCAAGAACUAGAUCUGACUGGAAACCCCCGCCUUGCCCUUGAUCACAAAACCCUGGAACUGCUAAAUAAUAUCCGCUGUUUCAAGAUUGAUCAGCCUUCAGCAGGAGAUGCAUCCGGAGCCCCGGCUGUAUGGAGUCAUGGUUACACUGAAGCUUCGGGGGUGAAAAACAAGUUGUGUGUUGCAGCCCUGUCGGUGAAUAACUUCUGUGACAACAGGGAGGCCCUGUAUGGCGUAUUUGAUGGAGACCGGAAUGUCGAGGUACCCUACCUUCUCCAGUGUACCAUGAGUGACAUUUUGGCUGAAGAGCUGCAGAAAACAAAAAGUGAAGAAGAAUACAUGGUCAAUACGUUCAUUGUCAUGCAAAGGAAACUUGGAACUGCUGGGCAGAAACUUGGAGGUGCUGCUGUCCUUUGUCAUAUCAGGCAUGACCCUGUGGACCCAGGAGGAUCCUUCACCUUGACAUCUGCUAACGUGGGCAAGUGCCAAACAGUUCUCUGUCGAAACGGGAAGCCACUGCCUCUAUCCAGAUCUUAUGUCAUGAGCUGUGAAGAAGAGCUGAAGAGAAUUAAACAGCACAAGGCCAUUAUCACUGAGGAUGGCAAGGUGAAUGGAGUGACCGAGUCCACACGCAUCUUGGGCUACACCUUCCUCCACCCCAGUGUGGUGCCUCGCCCCCACGUGGAGUCUGUGCUCCUGACACCCCAGGAUGAAUUCUUCAUCCUAGGCAGUAAGGGCUUGUGGGACAGCCUGUCCAUCGAGGAGGCUGUGGAGGCCGUGCGCAACGUGCCCGAUGCCCUGGCUGCUGCCAAGAAGCUGUGCACCUUGGCCCAGAGCUAUGGCUGCCAUGACAGCAUCAGCGCCGUGGUGGUGCAGCUCAGUGUCACAGAGGACAGCUUCUGCUGCUGCGAGCUCAGUGGUGGCGGGAGUGUGCCACCACCCAGCCCAGGCAUCUUCCCUCCCUCGGUCAACAUGGUGAUUAAGGAUAGGCCCUCUGACGGGCUGGGCGUGCCAUCCUCCAGCAGCGGCAUGGCGUCCGAGAUCAGCAGCGAGCUGUCCACUUCCGAGAUGAGCAGUGAGGUGGGCUCCACAGCCUCUGAUGAGCCCACGUCCGGAGCCCUGAAUGAGAGCAGCCCCGCCUACCCCAGUGAGCAGCGCUGCAUGCUCCACCCGGUCUCUCUGUCCAGCUCUUUCCAGCGCCAGCUGUCCAGCGCCACUUUCUCCAGCGCCUUCUCUGACAAUGGCCUUGACAGUGAUGAUGAAGAACCAAUUGAGGGCGUCUUCAGCAAUGGCAGCCGGGUGGAGGUGGAAGUAGACAUCCACUGCAGCCGGGCCAAGGAAAAGGAGAAGCAGCAGCACCUGCUUCAGGUGCCAGCUGAGGCCAGCGACGAGGGCAUUGUCAUCAGUGCCAACGAGGAUGAGUCAGGUCUGUCCAGGAAGGCAGACUUUUCUGCUGUAGGGACCAUCGGGCGCCGGAGGGCAAAUGGCUCUGUUGCGCCCCAGGAAAGGAGCCACAACGUGAUAGAGGUGGCGACAGAUGCACCUCUCCGAAAGCCUGGAGGCUAUUUUGCUGCCCCAGCUCAGCCGGAUCCUGAUGAUCAGUUUAUCAUACCCCCGGAGCUGGAAGAGGAGGUCAAAGAAAUCAUGAAGCAUCACCAGGAGCAGCAGCAGCAGCAGCCGCCGACGCCGCAGCCACCACCAUCAUCGCUGCCGCCCCCACAGCCGCUGCAGCAGUAUCAGGUGGACCAGCUGCCAGACUAUUAUGAUACACCACUAUGACCCAAUCUGAGCACUAUUUAAAGAAUAAACUACCCAAGAAGGACUGAGUAACAAGAGUCUCCCAGACUCACAUUAAACCAGGGGUUUUACUCCAUGUCCUCUUCCCAGACACUAUCCCCAACCUGUCUUUGCAGCUAAUCUGUAGGUUCUCUCUAUUUUUUUAAUUUUUUUUUAUUUUUUAAUAAUUACCACUUUUCCUUUAGUGAUGCUUUACCAAUAUGGUUUAAACUUGUUAACUUCUUCCCCUAACAUAUCAGAUAUGUAAAGACAAAGAACAAAAGGUUUAAUAUAUUACAGAGAAACAAUUAAUGAUAAUGUAAUAUUUUUUAAAAUGGCUUUUGUUUUGUUUGGAAAGCAGGGCAGGUUGCCAUUGCUAAAUGACUUAAUAAUAUUGUAAUUCUAUAUUUCUUGGGGGAAAGGCUUUUUUUUUGUCUUGAAAAUGAUAGACAUUUGUAGAAUAUGGAGACUAACUCCUAGGAGUUGCUUUACUCUGUCAGGUGACUUAAGUCACUGGGAUUCACUAAUUUUCUCUGAGAGAACAGUUGAUUGAGAAUUUCUAUUGUAAAUAGCUCAGUGUUGUAUAGUGAUGCUUAAAAUGUUUUGUAGUUUUGGCAUAAGGACACAGCCUAAAUAACUGGUUUUUCUCUUCUUCCCCCUCUGCUGGGCCUUCCCUGCCCUCUCCCAUCUCACAGCUCACCUUUAGUUCAUUAAAUGUGGAGGCUGAGCCGCUAGAGCAUUUCUGUUCAAAUAGGGUGGAUCUGAGGCCACUGGACAAGAGCCUGCACUCAAGGGGGCCCUGAACCUGUUUUCUUCCUCUCCUUUCCCCAGCCUCUGGACUUUUGUAGACACUUUUUAAUUGUGUUCCUUACUGCUGCCACAAUCAGCAUGAUUGUGUAGAGUUCCAUUAGACCAUUUACAUACCCCCUUAUAUUAAAGCAGAAUGCACACAUGGACAUGUCAUCAUUUUUGUUAUAAUAAAUAUGAACUUUACAAGUA